GGGAAUUCUAAUCAAAUAUGUACAUACGUUGACAAUUGGUACUGCUAAGCAAAAUAAUAUUCUGCGACAAAAUACAUCUUUCUUAAAAUCAAAACUAUAUUAAAUCUCUUUAAAUAAAUAUUAGAAACACACGUUAAAGUCACUAAAAUAUCUGAUCUCGCAAAAACCCACUAAUUUCGCAAUAUAUUUCUGCGGGAUUCUUCGUGGUAGUUAAUUGUUUUGCUUGUCAUCUGUGCAGUAGCUCAUGAACUCGUGGUUUACUUCGCAGCACUGAAAGUUCAUGAGCUCUCUCAGAAGGCAAAGAGAGGAAUUUCGGAUAAUUUUAUCUAUGGUAAAAUGUGUAUUAGUGAAAAUCUUAGGAUUGGUUACUUGUAGAUUUAUACAAUGAUUAGAUAUAAAGAUAAGUGUAUAGCCAUUAAAUUGGGACUUUUAUUUGAGUAACAAGAUAGACUAUUUAUCGAGAAAUCAGUUACAUUAUUUCAACCCAUUUAUAAUAGAGCUGGCAACCUUUACGGCUGUUUUUCAGAAUCAUGCAAUUGUAGUAAUUUGUAUUAAGAAUUAAAAAAGUUAUGAGUAUCGGAUUAAAGUUUGUUGCCAAUUUGCGAUAUGAAAUUUCAAAGUAUUUCGUUCGAAGCACGUGCAAAAUUGCUGUGGAGGUAGAACCGAGUCUUAUUGAAAAAUUAGAGAAUGCAGAGAUAAAAGCGAGGCAUCAUCCUGGUAGAGCAAAAAUUGGGAAAAUUGAGUUACCCUUAAACCUCCGCCAUGCUUUGGAACGUGUCACCGGAGAUUACCCGAUAAAAACCUUGUUGAAAGAUUGCAAACAGCUAGAUCAAUAUAUAGGUUCCCGACAUCCUCCGAUUGAACAGGAAGAAUUAAAUGGGAAAAUGAAGUCCAUUACGAAAGAAGUUGAUAAUCGGAUGCCGCCGGGGAAGUUGUCUUCACUAGGAGAAGAAAGCGCUGUUAAUUGGUGGAGGAUACGGGAAAAGUUAAUAAAGCGCUUAAUGGCACAACGAAACUAUUCUUGGAAGCCGAUUGAAUAUGGUACAUAUGAAUCUUUGGUUUACGCAAUUGGCCGCGGUGCAAAGGAGUAUAGUGUAUUAACGAGUAUAUUAAAUGAAUUACGAGUGCGUGAUCAAUCGUUCCAGCCUAGAAGUUACUUUGAUUUUGGUUCGGGAGUGGGCACUGGUAUGUGGGCGGCUAGUAAUUUGUGGAAAGAUACCAUAUUUGAGUAUUACAAUGUUGAUAGUUCCCGCCAUAUGAAUGACCUGUCGGAAUUAAUAUUACGUGAAGGUAAUGAAAAUGAACAAAUAUUACUGCGCAAUGUUUACUACAGACAGUUCCUACCUGCCAUAGAGACGUUGUAUGAUUUGGUAGUAUUAUCAUACACUCUUUUUGAGCUGCCGAACAUAGAAAGUCGCAGAGAUGUGUUACUGAACUUGUGGAAGAAAUGCAGUGGUUACAUGGUCAUUAUCGAAGAAGGUACUAGACGUGGAAGUGAGUUAGUUAACGAAGCUCGCGAUUUUAUUUUAAACCUUAAUAGCGAGGAAUUAAAAGGCGAAGUUUUUGCACCGUGUUCCCACAACUUAACAUGUCCUCGGCUUUCUAAUAAUGGUGAUAGAACGCCUUGUAAUUUUGAAGUUCGUUAUGUGCCUUUGCAUUUGGGAGGUGUAAAAAAUAAUAGUCUGACUACUCGUUAUUCUUACGUUGUUUUGAAGAAAGGCAAGAUAUCAGAUGCGACUCGCAAGUGGCCAAGGUUAGUACGACCGACGUUAUUGCGCUCAAAACACAUAAUAUGUAGGAUGUGUACAGAAGAUGCGAAAUUGCAGGAAGUAAUAUUUACACAUUCUAAACAUGGAAGACAUGCCUAUCGAUGUGCCAAGGCGAGUGAUUGGGGUGACAGGUUACCAAUUAAAUUGGGCGAUCAAUUACCAACAAUAAGAAAAACAGUAAAUAGUAAUGACGAAUGAAUAAAUUAUAAAAAUCAUACAUGUUUAAGAGAAAGAAAACAAAAAAAAAAUAGAAAAUUGA
Molecule: messenger RNA, 2028 nt
Organism: Bactrocera oleae (olive fruit fly)
Lineage: Eukaryota; Metazoa; Arthropoda; Insecta; Diptera; Tephritidae
Product: ribosome assembly protein METTL17, mitochondrial
Biological process (GO): translation
Cellular component (GO): mitochondrial small ribosomal subunit
Molecular function (GO): structural constituent of ribosome; methyltransferase activity
Source: RefSeq, a predicted model, not a curated record